Zingiber officinale is the source of this 830-nucleotide messenger RNA. Its product is annotated as probable calcium-binding protein CML32. Gene Ontology annotation, molecular function: calcium ion binding. Lineage: Eukaryota; Viridiplantae; Streptophyta; Magnoliopsida; Zingiberales; Zingiberaceae. The transcript has a single exon. The record is from RefSeq and is a predicted model, not a curated record. Bases 197 to 766 code for a protein of 189 amino acids.
CAAGGUGGCAAUAAUAAACAAAACCAAGAAUCAACAACUCGCAGUCAAAGAAUUCAAAUACCCGCACCGUAAUCAUCGUGCGUUACGUGCGGGCUUCUUCCCGUUUCACGUCAAGAGCUUCGUACGUCUACGACGCAUAUCAAGAACGUUGCUGCUUCUUUUUGUUGGCUAUCCGAUUGCGAUCGAUCUGAAGGCAAUGGCAAACUCGUCGCAGCCACCGGCGAUCGCGCCUACGCUGGCCCUCGCUGCCGUCUCGCCCUCCUUCCGCCUCCAGUCCCCGAGCUUGAACUCCAUCCGCCUCCGCCGCGUCUUCGAUCUCUUCGACCGCAACGGCGAUGGCGAAAUAACCGUCGCCGAGCUCCGCCUCGCGCUCGAGCGCCUGGGCCUGGCCGUCGAUCACGAAGAGCUCGCCUCGACCGUGGCCGCCUACGUCCGCCCCGGCCGCGCCGGCCUUGACUUCGAGGACUUCGAGGCCUUCCACCGCGCGGUGGGGGACGCCCUCGUCGGCGGCGACGGCGGCAUCGAGGAGGCGGAGCAGGUGGAGAGCGACAUGAGGGAGGCAUUCGGCGUGUUCGACCAGAACGGGGACGGUUUCAUAUCAGCGGCGGAGCUGCAGGCGGUGCUCCAGAAGCUAGGGCUGUUUGAGGGGCGCAGCAUCGACGGCGUGCACCGCAUGAUCUCGGCCGUCGAUCGCGACUUCGAUGGACGGGUGAACUUCUCCGAGUUUAAGAACAUGAUGCGCAGCAUUGAGCUAUCCGCAUCUUAAUAAUUACAGACAUUCGGUCUUUCUUUUUCUUCUGAUACACCGCAACUUGUUCAUUUAUUCAUCU